This is a messenger RNA of Ruditapes philippinarum (Manila clam), 3326 nucleotides long. RefSeq lists its product as uncharacterized. The record is from RefSeq and is a predicted model, not a curated record. The coding region runs from base 111 to 611 and encodes 166 amino acids. NCBI's taxonomy places the organism in Eukaryota, Metazoa, Mollusca, Bivalvia, Venerida, Veneridae. The transcript is spliced from 4 exons.
UUUAACCAAUCAGAAAUAAGAAAUUAUGUCACGUGACUGAAAAGCGGCAAUAUCGAACAAAGCAAAACAACAUCCGGUAAAAAAACUGAAUUUUCGACAGUGCAACGACAAUGAAAGCAACAGAUCUAGAAACUUUUCAGUCGACAUAUGAACAGAGAUUUGGUUGCUGUAUAUGUCUUGGACCUAAACUACAUAUGGUGUCAGGGCAGUGUCAACAUCGUAUCUGUGAUGACUGCCUGUAUGUGAACAACCAUCGACGGCCCUGUAUGGAGAAGUGUCCUGUGUGCAAUAUGGAAAAUUCAUUUCCAGUGACAAAACCAAUUAUACCAGUCCAGGUGAUCGAGAUACAGCGUUGUAUUGGUGUACAGGUGUGUCCAAAUGGAUGUCCUGCUCAAAUGUGGUACUGGGAAGUGGAAGAACAUAACAAAGAUUGCCCUAAAGCCUGCAUAUCUCCAGAGAAAAAAGUUUCAACUCCACAUAGAAGACGUAGUCGGGUUGCUGAUAGAGGACAAGUUACAACAAGGUUGGGCACACCAAGACAGAGAAGUAAACGGUCAUCAGCCUUAGCUAAUCGUAAUCAAAGACAGUUACGACCGAGACUUGAUAGCUAAAAUUACGCUUUUACUGAGGAAUAAGCCUCAGUGAUGUCUGUCGCUAGUGUGAUACAGUAUGUUUAGUCUACAGUCUAUCGUAAAGGUCAAUUCUAAUUUUAAUAUCACAUGCCAAUUAAAAUUUUGUGUUAUGAAAUACAUAUCAUUUAAUAUUGCAAGCCAAUUAAUAUAAAUAUGUAUUCACAGACAUGUUAACAUAAUUUUUGGUCAGGCUAAACUUGAUGAAAGUCAAUUUGGUAGCAGUUUUCUGUCUGUAUCCCAGUAAAUGAUUGCCAUAGACUUUUAUAGUGUUCAUUUACUCUAUGUUUUGAAGAUAAGGAUACUAGCUUUACAUAUAGCAAACAAAUUUUUCUAGCUUUUGUUAAUAAGGUAUGUAAAUUAAAGUUUAUACAAUAAAAUGGGAUACUUUUUGUAGAUAUUAACUUGGUACCAUUUGAGCUUGCGUACAAAAUUUAUUCUAUUCUAUACGUAAAAUACUGCAAAAUAGAUAAACUACAAAGUUUUAUGCUAUUUGGCAGGAGUAUGUGUAUCAUAAUCCAGUGAAAAUAAGGGUAGAAUGUCGUGGUGAACUUGUUAGUUGUCCUACUCCUCCACCCCGCCCCAAAAAGCCAUCAGAAAACUCCAGAUUAUAGAUGAUAAUUACUGAAUGGCUGAUUUGAUUGAUACAUUGUACAAAGCUUUAAUACCAUGAAGAACAAGUUGCAUUGCUGAAUACUGUAACUGUUUCACGACUUAAUUUUUGUAAGUAUAUUCUGAGUCAAGGAUUUUUGUGGUUUUUACAAAUUUCAUUUAGAAUUUUGCUGUCAGUAAAACUGUAGGUAUUUUUUUUCAUAGAAUUUGUUUCAUUACUAUGAAGCAUAAUUUAAACAAGUUUUAUAAAAUAUAUGCAGUGCUUUUGUUCUAGUUUUCUUUGACACUUUUUUUACUUUAAAUAAUUUAUAUACUGUAGAUAUAUGCAGAAUUUUGUUAAGAUUUUUUACCUUCUGGUAUUGUAAAAAGUUCAAUUUUGCACAUUUCUAAAAAGUGCUGUUUAUGUACAUGUAAGGUUAAAGGUUAUGCUAUUGUAACUGUAUUAAUUGAUAUCACGUGUUGUAAUUACUUGUUACUUGGUCAUGUAUAUAUUCCUGUCACAUUUUCCUAUCUGUUCUGUUGUUUGCAAUAUCCGGUAUUAUUAAUGUUGAACUUAAGGCAUUUGUAAAAAUUUUGGUGAAAUUACUGAAAUGUUAGGUCUUCAUAGCUAUAUUCUUAGACUUUUAAUUUGCCUAUCAGGUUUUUUCAAAAUCAUCUUUACUGUACAAAAUUAUAUACCAAAACUUUAUGUUUCCUGUUUCCACUAAAACAGUUGUCAUACUUGUUCAAAAAUGCUCUUAGUAUUCAUCUUCGAAAAACUUUCUGUUGUUUUUAAUAUGAUUUAUUUCUAGCUGGGUUUUUUUCUGCUGCAGGAGAAUAAACCUAUCCCACAACCCACCAUUUAUUUCUAGCUUCAAAAAUUUACUAAACUUUGCCAUGACUUUGUUUUACAUAUCUUUUUUAUAUGGUCAAUUUUCUUAGAAACUACCAAAGUUAUUCACUUCAAACUGGGUAUAAAUGAUCACCAUCUUGUGACGCCAUAUCAAAAGAGCAGAUAAUCUUAAAAUUGUUUUUUGCAAAGUAUUAAUGUCUUUUUCAACUAAGGUUUUUGCCCUGACCCACCUCAUUCUUAAUGUCUGUCAAAGAAACAAUCAAAGCCAUUCACUUUAAACUUUGUAUACUUGUUCUUUUUUAAAAUAUGACACCAUUCCAUAGGGCAGAUAAUAAAUAAAGGAUAUAUUUUGCAUAGUUGUGUCCCCUUUUUUACUUAAAAUUGUUUGCCUUGGUUAAUUUCUCAAAAAGUAACAAUGGGACACACUUAAAAUACUUAUCCUGAUUCCAAAAAGUAUAAUGCAUUUCAGAAAGGCAGGUAAUCAUAUAAUUCAUUUUUGCUCAGUUCACCUCACCAUAGGAUUUCUUUUUGUUUAAAGUUCACCUCAUGAAAACUAAUAGAUAAUCACUUUAAAUUAAUUUUGGAAUUCACCAAAACUUGAAUGCUUUAGUAAAGGGCAAAUUACCUUUGAAGAAAUUUCAUUUCUCACUUCAGGUUAUAGGAAAUACUUGUUCACUAUCAAGGGCUGGUAAGUUGGCCAAGCUUACAAAAUUAUGUCCCCAUUUUCUACAAUACUGUAAAUAGAGUGUUUUAACAAGUUUUUUUAUUUAGAAAAAUGAUGUAAAAUUUCUUGAUACAAAAAAGUAAGGGCAUUAACAUACAAUUAACUUGUUUUAAAACGCAAAAAGAGUAAACACCAGGUUUAACUGGAUAUAUACUGAUAUUCAAUUUGAUUGUACCCACUGACUGUAUAUUCAACUAAAUGUGUACAUUGUAUAUGUAAUUUGUCAAAGCUGGAACGGCCUGUAAGUGGAAACUAGUAAUAUAAUCAGAUAACCUUGUUUAUUGCACUUAAAUACACUUGUUAAGUCAGGUGUCAUCUUUUAUAUUUAUAAUUUCUUUGUGUAUCUAUUAAUUAAUUUUUUUUUACCAGUUUAUCUUUCAUUGUAGAAAUAUUAGAAAGUUGAAAUUGGUUUUGUUAAUUCAUAGCACUUAUUUUGAGAAAAGGUUUGAAGUAUAUUUGAAAUUCGUGAAUAUUUAUUUCUUUGUAGUAUAUUUCCUUGUUGAAUAAAAAAUAUGAAUAAAAAUAAAAA